AUGGAGAGCUUCAAGGGCACCGAGACCGAGCAGCACGCUCACACCACCCCGGCCGCCUGCCGCCUGGCCUGCCGCCACUCGCCCUCGUGCUCCCACUACAGCUUCUACGGCGGCAAGUGCUUCUGGUACACGCGGGACGGCGAGGGAAGCAUGGCGACGACCACGGGAAGGAUGGUGUCUGCGAUGGCGAAAAUUCCUGACUGCAAUGUCGACGACGCUUGCUUGAACCUCAAGCUCUACCGGGAGCAGGCGCAUCUCUCCGGCCGUUAUUGCCACGUCGGCCACGACGCGGCCCGCGGCGCCGUGUGGAAACGGCAGGGCGUUACGCCACAGGAGAGCUACUACCUCGUGAAGUAUGCCGCCUCGGACGACGCGCUGGUCGCCGGCGCCGCGUGCGACAGACCAGACGGCGGGUACCUCGUGCGCGAGGUGGACCCAGCGCUUGACACCGUCGAGGACAGCGCCCACUUCGAGCUGCGCGGCCGCGUGCGCGCGUGCCUGAGCCCCGACGUGCUCGCCCCGGUGCUCGCCGCGGCCCCGCCGCCGGCACGGCGCCCCGCCGCGCCGCCGCCGGCCUCCUCGCGGGCGACCUCGGCCCCGGCGCCCUCGCCCGCGGCCCCCGCGGCCCCCCGCCCGCGGGCCACGCUGGCCCUCAGCCAGGGCGUGCAGGAGGGCCAGGGCGCGGCGCAGGCCAGCGUCUUCCAGUGCGCCUCGGCCAACAACCUGCGGCUGGGGGGCUGCGCCGAGUGCUCGAUGCAGCUCGAGUGCGGCUGCUUCGGCAGGGUGAAGUACGGGUACGGCGAGAAGUGGACCGCGUGGGUGGACGUGGCCGGGUCGAUCGAGUGCUCCAACAGGGCCUUCGGGGCCGACCCUUUCGUGGGCCACGGCAAGAUCUGCAUGUGCAGCGGCAGCGCGACGGACCCGGGCGAAGCGCAGCCCGAAGCGGGCGGCCCCGCGCCGAGCAUCGUCCUCUCGAUGCUCCAGGUGGCCUCGGAGGAGUCCACGGAGUCGGCGGACGCGCCUGAAGACGCAGUCCCGUGCGACGUCUCCGACGGGUCGAGCUUCAGCUCCGCCUAUCCCUGCCAGUGCGGGCCGAGCGUGUGCAGCCACAACGAGGCCUGCAGCGCGCCGGCCGGGCGGUGCGAGGCCGCGCCCCGGCUCCGCGUGACGUGGCCGGCCGGGUGCGCGCCCGAGGCUGCGGGUGCCGGCGGCGCCGUCCUAGCCCUCAGGGGCACGCUCGCCAGUGGGGCACCCUUCUACGGCAGCGCCGAGUUCUACAUCUACUACGAUCCAGACUGCGACGGCCAGGGCACCACCGCCAGGUGGGUCCUGGACCGCGACGCCCCUGACGUGGGGGUGGGGAGCGACCUCGACCGCGACAGGCGGUGCGCCUACGAGGCUCACGCCGACGCCCCCGGCCUGCUGUCGGGCCCGCCGUCGGGCAGCUCGUCGUGGACGGUCAGCUGCAACGGUACGUGGACCUCCGCGAAGCUCACGGUCAGCCUCGAGGACCAUGCCUCGCUCGCGCCCGCGGAGUGCGCCGCGCCGCGGGGCCUGGCGCGCGCGCCGGGCGAGGGCGGGCCCGGGGCCGUCGUCGCCGACGCGCCCAGCACAGGCGAGUCUGACGACUUCUGGCUGCACCCGUGCGACUGCGUGCCGCCUGGGUGGGGCGGGGCCCCGCCCGUGGGCGCCACGGCGUACGACAGCAUCCCGCCAGAAAGCGGCAACAUUUUCAUCCCCCCGCCCACUUUGAUCGUCGAGGGUCAGUUCAUGUGCGACAGGCAGCAUGUCCUCGCCAUGCACGACCUGUCCGAGGACGAGGCCUCCACCCAGGCCAGGUGCGAGACGCUCUGCAAGGACGACCCUGCCUGCAGGUUCUACUGGACCGGGCUGCGGCGGGAGUCCCUGUCGUGCCACCUGUACUCGGGCUGCGACGCGCUGGUGCGGGAGUCCUCGUCCACGGGCAAGCUUGUGGCUGUCCCCAAGCAGGACAUGUGCCACAUUGCAGAUCCUGAUGCGUGCUGGGCCACAACUCUGCGGCGGGAGUUCCUGACAAAUCUGGAGGCGGAGACAUGCGGCUCUCACUCAUGCCCGCGAGGCCAGAUGCUUAAGGAGGGCUACGAGCGCAUCGCGUGCGGCUUCCCUGGCGAUGCGGAGUCCAAGACCUGCAGCGAUGCCGAAUGCUGUAUGGACGUGCACCGGGUCGUCAAGAUGGCAGAUGGCAAUGAGCAGUGCGUGUCUGCGGAUUUGGCAGAUGCCGAGACGCACGCUGCUAUGUGCUGCAGUGACUCGCCAGGGCCAGGAAUGAAGCUUUUGUCGGAUGCGCACUGCGCAAAGCACGUGGCGACUUCGUGCGGCGCUGCCUCGAGCUACUUCCAGGCGGAGGCGUACUGCAGACAGAGAGGAGCCAGGCUGUGCUCCGCCGCAGAGGCCAGGAAUUGCUCUGGGCUUGCCUGCGAGGAAAGGUCUGUGUGGACGAGCCAGACGUGCCCUGUGCAGGACCAGGGCUGCAAAGACUUCAGCGGUUACGAGAAGAUCUGCCCUGGUCUGGAGUGGGCCGGCAGCAAGUGCGCCUUCCACGUCCCUUCGAGCGGCAGGACUUGCUCAGGGUACUGCGCAGAGCACGGCAGCAUCUGCGUGGCAGCUGCCGCGCACGUCGGCAGCUGCAGGGCCUCUGAGCCCGGAGCCGCCGAGGGUCCGUUUCCGAGGACGAGGUCGUACUGUGACGUGCCCCGCGAGGAUCUGCUGUGUGUCUGCGACAACCUGGCAGCGAACCAGACGAUGCUGGAUGGCGGGGUGUCGCGAGGCCUGCCGCAGGGGUCGUCUCUGUUGCAGGUGGCCAGUGCCGUCAGCUCGAUUGGUCACGACGGGGGCGUUCAUGCUUCACGCCGAGUGGCAGCAGGGGCGGGUGCAGGCAGCAGCGGAGCCCAUCUGAAGACAAGCUCGGCAGCGCAUGCCACGAAGACCGCUCUCCCGAAGAGCAAGCAUCAUAACGAACAUAACAACACAAGAAGUGUUGCCUCGAUGGCGAUCGCUGCCCCUCCAGUGAAUGGUGCGAAGACGACUGUGCUGAAGAAGAAAGCCAAGAGUGUUGCCUCGGUGACGAGCACGAGCGCAGGCAAGCACAAGUCUCAGAAGGUGCGCAGCACGCCCUCGUCCCCCGCUGCAGAGGCGUCGGCCGAGUCGCACACGAAGAAGAAGAAGAAGAACCCGACGGAGCUCCCGCACGCCCACGACGCCCUGGCGAACGCGUCCGGGGACGCCGCGGUGCAUCGCGGGGUGCACGGCGCCCUCGCCUCUGCUGCUGCAGAAGCGUCGACCGCAUCGCACCCGAAGAAGACGAAGAAGCAGCAGCAGCAGCAGCAGCAGCAGCAGCAGCAGCAGACGCCAGCCGCGCACGACGCCGCUCGCGACGCUCAGGCCCACGGCACCUACGGCCGCCACUACCUCCUCCAGGGCCGGUGCCCGGCUCACUUCCCGCUGUGCCAGAAGAGCAGCGGCAAUUGCAUGGUCGAGGGCUGCAGGUCUGGGUGCAAGAACCUGUCUCAGGGAAGCGCCUGGCAGGAGAACCCUCGGGGCGAGCACGGCUACAUCCACGGGUACGACGCGAGGGGCGCCCGCUGCAAGCAAGACUACCAGGCGGCCGGGUCGGUGGAUUACUCCAUCCGGGUCGCUAAGCCCAGCCCAGCCUAUUGCUUCAACGUGUGGGGGGGAGACAUCAAGCAAGGAACAGAGAUCCGGAUCUACGACGCGUGCGAGGGCACCAAGAACGAGAACUUCUUCUACCACGACGAGACUCAGUCGAUCCGGGUGCUGUCGGCUCCGGAGCUCUGCUUCGCUGCCUGGGGGAGCUCGCUCAGCCUCGGCGCCGAGAUCAAGCUGCACUCGUGCGCGGGGACACUCGAGCAGAAGUUUGCGUACAGGUGGCAGGACGGCUCCAUCCGUCCAGCCGCCAACGAGACGCUCUGCCUCAGCGCCGGCAGCCCCGUGCAGAGCGGCAACAGGGUCGUGCUGUCCGCCUGCGGCGGCAACGCCUCGGGCAGCGUGUUCCACUUCCAGGCGCCGUCGGUGGUGGAAAGCGCAGGCUCGGAGAUUGCAACCGCAACCUGCCCACCGGACACGUGGGUGCAGAAGUGCGAGUCGGUUCCCGCCAACGCGGGGAACGGCGUGCGACCGCUGGAGGACGGGUCUGGGUGCCAAGCCCUCGCGGAUGGUGCGCCGAUCAGGGCGAGGGCCUUCUGCCACAGGUGGGCGAACACCGUCGGCGUGGUGAGCUCUCCUCUCUACGAGGACUUCGCGACCCUGGUCGCCAAGUGCGAGACAGGCAAGGCUACCUCCUGCAUGUGCGAGACCAAGUGGGGUGCGAACAACACGUGCGGGCCGUCCACGGAGUUCUCGCCCGCCAACGGCGAGUGCAUCCUGGAGGUGCCGAAGCUCGCGGGCGAGAGGCGCAGUGCCGUCGACAGCACUGGCGUGGGCGCGAAGCUCUGGGCCGUCUGUGGGCAGUUUCCCAGAGCAGCAACUCCAACGCCCACUCCCGCGGUGCGGAAUUGCCAGAAGUUCUCCGGCUAUGAGCGGGUCUGCGACGGUCUGGACUGGGCCGGGGGCAACUGCGCCUUCCAGGUCAAGACCGGCGGGGAGACCUGCAGGAGCUACUGCGAGAACCGCAGCAGCACCUGCGUCGCAGCUGUGGAGCAUGACGGCGCGGGUUGCGGCUUCAAGACGCAGCCCGAUGCGAAAUGGGGGGCCCCGAUGACGGCCGCGUUCUGUGACGCCACGCUCCAGAGCAAAAUCUGCGUCUGCGAAAAGAAAGGCUGCGAGCCUGGCUACUGGGAGCAUCCCGAGCAGGGCUGCAUGGCGUGCUAUGGGAACACGAGGCGGAGGAGGGCGACCAGCUGCACGCACUGCGGAGCGGGCUCGACUGGUGGGCCGGGCUCCGAUGACUGCGACGUUUGCUCGUAUGGACAGGUCAGGCGCCGUUCUCUAUCGCUCUCUGGAAGGUCUUGCACGGAUUGUCCUGCGGGGACGUACAAGACAGACAACAGUGUCGAUGAGUGUUACGAGUGCAAUUUUGGAACGCGUCGCCGGACCAAAGGAACCAGCACUCCGCUCAAGUGCACCACUUGUCCUCUUGGGUACAUCGGGCACAUCGGGGAGUGCAAGAAGCUGCCUCCAGGCGCCAUGUACAACCUCACCAUCGAGCAGCGCAACGUCACUGUCGUGUCGACGCCAGCGCCGGCGCCGGUCGUGCCGGAGCCAGUGCUUGUGCCAGCGCCAGAGACGCUGGCACCUCCAGAGACGAAGGAAGCUUUUCAGUGUAGUUCGUGGUGCGCGGAUCACACGGACGUGUGGGACUUCAAGUGCAAGUGGAUGAAGUGCAGGGGCUGCUCGGACUGCGCCGGCGAGCUGGCGAUGGAAGCGUGGGAGGCUCAGAAGGCCCAACUCGCGGCGCACCCAUCCAGGGCCCAGCGGAGCGAGCCCAGGGCACAAGCUGCGGCUGCCGAGGCGUCGGGUCAGGUGACGGUGAAGGCCUGCUUCUGCGACCACGGCGUCGCGCCAGCCCCUGGAGCGGAGUGCCCCGGCGGGCACUUCUGUGCGAGGUGCAACAGCUGGGAGGGGUACUACCUGGCGAAUGGUGUCUGCGCCGCGAAGGAGUGCACGUGCAGCAAUGGGACGGGCGCGGUGGGCGUCCAGUGCUCCAGGCACGGCGCGGAGCAGUGCGCCAGCUGCGACCGCGGCUUCGAGCUCCUGCGGACGAAGAGCGCGAGGUGUGUAAAGUCUGCAGGCUACAAGGUGCCAGCAUUCCACUACUUGCGCCUCUACCGGGAGUGCGACCAGGCGCUGCUCUUGGGCGGCGACGGGGUGGAGUCGUGCUCCCGCCCGGCGUACGCCGACCCGGCCUCGCACCAGUGGGCCCACAAGCGCCAGCUCCCCUCGGGGUUUCAGCACGGGGAGGAGCUGGGCGUGUCCUGCUGGGCGGAGCGCUUCGCGGGCGCCACCUCGGACGGGAAGGCUGCGGCAUCGGCCGAGCUCCAGUGCGUCAACGGCGAGUGGUUUGACAGGGCCACGGGCCGCCCCGGCCUGCGGGACUUCCAGUGCAGGGCCUGCGUCCAGGUGGCGGCUCCAGGCUACAGCGACCGCCAGCAGCAGGACAAGCAGGAGCUCAUGUGGCUCAGGCGGAUCAAGACACAGAUGUACUCCGACUCUGUCAACGCCAGCGCGCGUCUCUGCCUCGCCUCGAAUGAGUCAGGAAGCGGCCCAGAUGCGGUCACGCUGACGCAGGAAACCCAGUGCUUUCAGUUCCUGUUCAAGGACUCUCCGGCUUCGCCAUCGGAAAGCAGGCUGGUUCAGGUAGUGGGCCAGAACAACCGCUGCUUGACGGGAAAGGCUGGGGAAUUCCAAAUGGAAUUGGCGCUCGAGCCCUGCGACCCGCGCUCCAUCUCGCAGCUGUUCUCUGCCCGCGAGCUUUCUGGCAUCCUCGGGAAGUGGCGGGGCAGCACGACUCACGGAGAGGACGGCGACGUCCCGACCGUCCUGGAGCCGCUCGGGACGGACAUGAGCGCCGCAGCGGCGGACGAGGGCAAGUACUGCCCCGUGGACACGGACGCAACUGGCCGGGCCGUCUACGAGCAGGAGGGCGUGCUGUCCGGCCCUCCAGGGCGCCUGCAGUACAGCGCCUCGAGGGGCGCGUGGUGCCUGGGCGCGGUCUGCGCUGAGCACGCGGCGGCGUCGCCUGUCGGCGCUCGGGCCCCGAGUUUCGAGGUCGUGGCCAUCACUGACUUCGCCGGUGAGUUCGAGGGGCUGUCUAG
Molecule: messenger RNA, 6809 nt
Organism: Prorocentrum cordatum
Lineage: Eukaryota; Dinophyceae; Prorocentrales; Prorocentraceae
Source: the annotation of a GenBank genome assembly